Contarinia nasturtii (swede midge) is the source of this 2531-nucleotide messenger RNA. RefSeq lists its product as uncharacterized. The transcript is spliced from 5 exons. The record is from RefSeq and is a predicted model, not a curated record. Bases 1306 to 1857 code for a protein of 183 amino acids. NCBI's taxonomy places the organism in Eukaryota, Metazoa, Arthropoda, Insecta, Diptera, Cecidomyiidae.
UCGUGGAGCACGCACCGUGCGGUCUGUAUCGCUCUUCACAAUCGAGUGAGUUUCUCUCGAUAUUUUCACGCCAAAAAAAAAAAACAAAAGCCAACAACUCCGUUUGUAUUGACUAAAUUCAGUUGCGUGCCAAAUUUUAUUGUUCUCGAUUUGCUGGUGGAAUUACGAUAAAUCUAUUCAGCUUUUAAACGUGAAAGGGAACAAGUGAAAGCGAAUCGUGCAAAAGCCGUUAAGAAAGAGUGAACCAAGUCAAAAAAAGACAUUCAAAUUACUUGACAUUUUUCUUCUGAUUUUCGAUUGAACACUUUUUCCAUUUACUGCCCUUUUUUCCCGGAAUUGAUCGAAUGAAAGAUGUGAUUUACGAUAUUUCAUUUCAUUAUCUUAUUUUUUUUGUAAAAGUCAUUUCAUGUGUCAUCUAAAGUCAAUGUUUUAUCGCUUUAUUAGCUGAUCAUUGAAAGGAACUGGUAAAUUUUGUGCGUGUACAUCAACUGAUUAGUGUCAAAAAUUUCGUGUGAAAUUCAUUUCAAUAAUUAAGUAGGCAAAGGCAUUAAUACUUCAAAAUUGAUACAUAAACUGAUUGUUGGAACAUGAAUAAAAGUGAAUUGGUUCAAGUGUUAAAUGAGUUCAUGGCAUAAAGGAAACUUCGUAGCCACGUAUUUUGACAUUUAGCACACAUUUUGGAGUCGGAGCGUUGUUUUUCGGUGCCGUGAAUGAAUUACGGACUCUGGAUAAUACGAUGAUUUUAAAAGAAACGCUAGACAGUUGAACACUUUUAGAAUUUCAUAAUCAUCGACAAAUUACUAUCAUCCGGCAAUCGAUAAAUCCAAGAAUAACAAAGCUUAAACACAAGGAAAUCUAUUUAUUUCAUCUCAUCAAAUCGAAUUAUAGCAAAUUUAUUAUGUUAACUGGUUGGGUACGAUGCCAAAUUUAAACCAUUUGAAACAUCAAUCGCAUGUGUAUCCGGAAGAAAAAAUACCACCGCAAAUCGCAUCGAAAUGAAUGUAAUUGAAAAGGAAAUUAAAUAAAGUACUCGAACAAGAGAGUGAAAGAGGAAAAGGCACACGGCAAACAAUCACAUUGAAUAUAUAUACAUGUAUAGCAAAUAAUCGCAAAACACAGAAACACGCCGCAUCGAAUUUGUCAAAAUAUUUAUCUUAGACAUUUAAUAUCAUUGCCAUCAUUUGUCAGUUUGUUUUGAAUGAAUGGUGUAAUGUAAGUCAUCCAACGCAUUCACACAACCACGCAUACAUUCACUUAUUAGCGCAAGCAGAAUUACGACGAUAAAAGCUGCACGAAAAUUCCAUAAUGCCCAGCAUAAAUUCAACGCACAUUACAACGGAAAAAUUAAUGCCAAUGGUUGAGGCAACAACAAAGGCGGCCGCCGUUGUGGCCAUUCCAAUUACCACAACCACAUCAACAAUCAUCAAAAAUCUGUCGGUGGCCAGUUCAAAUGGACAAAAGCGGACAAUCAUCAUCUAUCCGACGGUGUCACCUGAAUCGAUAGUCAUCCCGAUUGUGUCGUGUAUUUUUGGCUUCCCAUUGUUGGCUCUGUUGGUGAUAUGCUGUUUGCGUCAUCGCGCUAAAAUGGCACGCGAACGGGAUCGUCGUCGUAACUAUGAUUUACAGGACCAUGCUGUCUCGCUUGUGAGAUUUAGUCCUAUCCAUAGGCUCACUAACCGUACCACGAGAGCUGUCAGUUUACGUUCUGAACGAAGCCUCAGCAGAGGAUUUCCCUCGUUAGAUUUGGAUACAGUGUUGGAGGAACGCAGCGAUCAGGAACAGACACAGACUGAUUUAAUGACGCCCGAAUCACCGUCAGACCCACAUUAUAGAGCUUGUGAAUCUAGUAGUAGCUAACAAAUAGUUAAUACAACCGCUUCAUCGUCGUUUUCCAUCAGUUAUACCAUAAAAGUAAAUGGCAUCGAUGAUCCAAAGUCGAUAAAUAAAAAUUUGCCUUUAGUAUCAACCACACGCUUAACCAAUGAAAUUCAAGAAAAAACAACGGCCCAUUCAUUUAAUUCUAUAUCGAAACGACGAAAUCGCACCACAAACGGCGUUGCCAUAAUUCAACGGUCGAAAAGCUUUGAUAACGUUAAAAACGGCAUUAGACAGCGUAAAAUCCUACAUAAAAGUAAAACACUUAGCAGUAUAUCACAUUGUCCGAAGAAAAAACGAUGCAUUGAAAAUGGCAGUAGCGAUUGCUUAAAUGAACGACAUCGCGAUAGUAAACGACGUCGAUUAUUUCAAUCGCACAUUGAUCAAUCACCAUUAUGGACAACAUUAACACAUGCACGAACAAUAAGCGAUUUCACAGCAGUUGAUUCGAUUUUAAAUUAAUUUUAUUAAUUCCAUGUCAGUUCUAUGUGUGAGCGUUCAUCAUUUAAAAUUUAACUUGGACUGUGCUUUAAACAUUUCAUUGUCAUGCUUUCGCUUCUCGGAAUCCACUUCAAUUGAACCAAGUUAAAUUAUGUCAGACGAAUUUUAAAUUACCUGUACAUACACAAAAAUAAAUAACAAAAUAUUUGAAAUGA